Molecule: messenger RNA, 345 nt
Organism: Anarrhichthys ocellatus (wolf-eel)
Lineage: Eukaryota; Metazoa; Chordata; Actinopteri; Perciformes; Anarhichadidae
Gene: pth1a
Product: parathyroid hormone 1a
Exons: 2
Coding region: 1-345 (114 amino acids)
Biological process (GO): intracellular calcium ion homeostasis
Cellular component (GO): extracellular region
Molecular function (GO): hormone activity
Source: RefSeq, a predicted model, not a curated record
AUGCGCAAUCUGGACUAUAAAAACGUGUUCAUUUCGCUCUGCAUUGUACACCUCUUCACUCUCAGUGGAGGGCGCCCCCUAAGGAAAAGGACGGUAAGUGAGGUCCAGCUCAUGCACGACCUCGGGGAGCUCAAGCAGGUGCAGGAGCGUCGGCAGUGGCUGCAGAUGAGGCUACAGCUCCAGGGCGCCCACACCGGGCCGACAUGGGGGAGUAUCGGAGAGGUCGGCCGAACGAGGAGGAGACUGCGCCCCAAAGAGCUGCCUGACCUGAGCGACAUGACACCAGAGGAGAUCCAGUUGGCUUUGACCUUAUUGGAAAAUCUCCUCAAGUCAAAGCAGUCCUGA